AUACCGUUUAAAUCUUCUAGUUAUCACCAGGUCUUCUGGAACAAUUAAAUUGAAUUUAAUAUUCGCGCGCGAAGGGAAUACCAUGGCCCGAGGCAGCUCGUCAACACAAACGCGCUCUCAGAAAACGAACACUGUUAAAUAUGGUCGGGCGUCUCAAGGUUCAAGUCAAACGCAACCAAAGCGUGGUACACGCGCUCAACGCGUCGACUCAGAAGAGGAGAAUGAUGGUAAUGCCGAUGCCGAUGCCGAUGGUGCAUACGACGAAGAGAUAGAUGUCGAAGGAGGCGGAGGUGGUGCAAGUCAAGAAGGUGUUGAUAUCAACUUGAAGGCAAAUCAACUUGUUCGGCUGGCCCUUUUUAUGGAGCAUAAACGGAUGCCGCUGAGAAGAGAUGAAAUUUCUAGGAAAGGUGAGCGCCAAUGCGCAGGAACUUAUCUGUUACCAUAGAGCUACUUUAUGCCUUUACGUUCCAGAACGACGCGUGCUGGAAUAUAAAUCCUGAGAUUUUGAAUUUUCCUAAUGUAUCCUUUAUCAACAGUCUUCGGUCCGUCUUCUCGUGCUUCUCGU
Lentinula edodes (shiitake mushroom) is the source of this 565-nucleotide messenger RNA. RefSeq lists its product as uncharacterized. The transcript has a single exon. NCBI's taxonomy places the organism in Eukaryota, Fungi, Basidiomycota, Agaricomycetes, Agaricales, Omphalotaceae. The record is from RefSeq and is a predicted model, not a curated record. Bases 83 to 445 code for a protein of 120 amino acids.